CUCACGGUGCCAGUGUGGGGCGCAAAGAAGGAGCUAAAAGGAAAGAACAGAAAGGCGGUGACGAGCGAAUUGAUGGAAGAUGGUCUAGAGAGUCUUCCAGAACCAGAGCGAGAUGUUGAAGAUGAAGGUAUUUAUUACCACGUCUCUUGAAGGCAUUUGAUGCUUGCCUCAUCCUGGUUCAAGCGUGCUUUGACGAAAGAAAAGUGGUCUGAGUCUGGUCGCCAUGAAUCCGACGGACGGUUCCAUGUCUAUGCCGAAGAUUGGGAUGCUGAAGCGUUCCUUAUCGUCCUCAACAUCUUCCACCUGCGCAACCGCCAGGUGCCCCGAACGGUAACACUAGAGAUGCUGGCUAAGGUCGCAGUCUUGGUAGAUUAUUAUGAGUGCGGAGAAGCUAUCGAAGUCUUUACAACCAUGUGGCUGCAUGAUCUCAAACAGAUGCCUAUGCCCACAACCCUCUGUCGGGAGUUAAUUUUGUGGAUUUGGGUCGCGUGGACGUUCGAGUUGUCGGAGCAAUUCAAGCUGGCAACUAUGGUGGCAAUUAGCCAGAGUGCAGUGACGAUACAAACCCUGGGCUUACCCAUUCCCAGCAAAAUUUCAAGUGAGAUCGUUCGCAAGCGGUAUCAAGUCAUCGAAUCCGUGAUAGAACCGUUACAUGCCCUGCUCGACAAGUAUCGUAAUAGCAAAUAUGUCUGCCCGAGGAACGAUGACCUAUCAUUCCAGUGCGGAUCCUUUCUACUAGGUGCAUUGACGAGAGAACUCGAUCGUUUGGACUUGUUUUCACCGCGACCAGAAAUUCCGUUCUACAAAAUCACUUUCGAUAGCCUGUGUAAGCUGGUUCAAAACAUCAUGUCACCGGAAUGGAGACAUUCCGGCUACAGUAGUCACGGUUAUUCAUCCCAAAACAUACUACACGCAUGCAGCCUGAAGACAGAAGUCACCGGGAUCGUCAACAAAGCCACGGCCGGGUUGGAAGGCCUUGACCAUGAUGCUAUCGGGUAUAGAACCUAGCCAACGGAUGAGAAUGAACAGGACUUCAAAUUUGAGAUCCGAACUUCCUGAUCCCCGAGCUAGUAUCAUAUCCUCAGUAAAGAAAUCGAUCAUCCAUGCGAUCUCGUUGAAGUUCAUGGUGUAUACGAGAGACGCGUCCUGAAGUAUAUAUAUAAGUCGUUGGUUGGAUUCGGCAGAUGAACUUCAUCUGAAGCAGUUGGUUGAGGUGCGGCGAUACAUGCGAGCGCCAGAUCUGAAACACAAAGUUUCAGGAACACAUGUUUGCGCACGGAGUCUCGACUGAACUGUAUUGAGAGGUGCUGUGGUAUGAGGCGCUAAUCAAUUUCCUGAAAGACCAUAAUAUGGUAAGGGCAUUACCUCAG
Messenger RNA from Dothidotthia symphoricarpi CBS 119687, 1370 nucleotides. RefSeq lists its product as uncharacterized. The transcript is spliced from 3 exons. The record is from RefSeq and is a predicted model, not a curated record. The coding region runs from base 160 to 1008 and encodes 282 amino acids. NCBI's taxonomy places the organism in Eukaryota, Fungi, Ascomycota, Dothideomycetes, Pleosporales, Dothidotthiaceae.